Lotus japonicus is the source of this 2620-nucleotide messenger RNA. Its product is annotated as putative wall-associated receptor kinase-like 16. Gene Ontology annotation, cellular component: plasma membrane. The record is from RefSeq and is a predicted model, not a curated record. Gene Ontology annotation, molecular function: ATP binding; calcium ion binding; protein serine/threonine kinase activity. Gene Ontology annotation, biological process: protein phosphorylation; cell surface receptor signaling pathway. The transcript is spliced from 4 exons. NCBI's taxonomy places the organism in Eukaryota, Viridiplantae, Streptophyta, Magnoliopsida, Fabales, Fabaceae. The coding region runs from base 553 to 2469 and encodes 638 amino acids.
GCUAAUAACAAAAAACGGAACUUGUUCAGGCAUAGGGUGUUGCCAGGUGGAUGUUCCUCCGGGAAUGAGGAAUAUCACUAUACAAGCAUCCGGCUUCAAUUUAACGAAAUCGAUGGGAACUUGCACCUAUUCAUUUGUGGCGAAGCAAGACUCCUAUAAUUUUUCUACCACUGAUUUAGAUGCUUUUAAUCACACAGAAUUCCCCUUGGUUCUUGAUUGGACUGUUGGAUACAACAGUUGUGAUGCUUCAAAGAGUGGUACCGACUACGCGUGCAAGAACAAUAGUUACUGCACCGACAAGGACAUAGAUUAUGGCUACCGAUGCACAUGUAUGGCAGGUUAUGAAGGAAACCCAUAUCAUCCCGAUGGCUGCAUAGUUGCAGCAGCAACCAAGGUACAGACCCUGCCUGGCUGCAGCUUCGGUUGUGGAAAUGUCACAAUUCCUUAUCCUUUUGGCAUAGGCAACUCAUCAGUCUUGAUUGCAAUGAUUCUAAACUAUAUUUGGGGAACGUACAAGUUCUAGCCAUCGCCAUCGAGGGUCAAUUGGACGUAAUGUUUAACGUCUCGUUCAAAUGCUAUAACUCAACUGGAAUCAAUUAUUGGAGCAACCCUUGGCUCGACACAGCAAGUUUCAGCAUUUCAAGCAAAGAAAACAAGUUCCUAACCGUAGGCUGUGACAGUUAUGGCUAUCUCAACAGCUUUUACGACGAGCAGUCAUAUUCAACAGGCUGCUUGACAAGAUGUUAUGGCCAUAGAAUAAGGUCAAUCAUCGAAAACGAAACUUGUUCGGGCAUAGGGUGUUGCCAGGUGGACGUUCCUCCGAGAAUGAGGAAUAUCACUGUAGAAGCAUUUGGCUUUUCCAAUUCAACGGAAUCGUUGGAAACCUGCACCUAUUCAUUUGUUGUGAAGCAAGGCUCGUAUAAUUUUUUUGCCACUGAUUUAAAAGCUUUUCCUCACACAGAAUUCCCCUUGGUUCUUGAUUGGACUGUAGGAAACAAGAGCUGCGAUUCUUCAAAGAUUGGUACCGACUACGCGUGCAAGAACAAUAGUCUCUGCGUUGAUGAGGACAUGGAUUAUGGUUACCGAUGCACAUGUAUGGCAGGUUAUGAAGGAAACCCAUAUCAUCCUGAUGGCUGCAUAGAUAUUGAUGAGUGUAAGAGGCCGGGUCAUAAAUGCAUAGAUGAAAAUCACUGUCGGAACACCAAUGGGUCUUACAAAUGCUUUUAUCCUAAGGAAGUACUUACCAAAGUUAUAAUUGGAGCAGCAGCAGGGCUUAUUAUUCUAUUUGUGGGGAUUGCCACCCUGUACUUAACAUACCAGAAAAGGAAACUAAUGAAGCUAAAAGAGAAAUUCUUCCGUGAGAAUGGGGGGUUCAUUUUGCUACAAAAACUCAGUACAAGAGAAGAUUCCUCCCAAACUGCUAAAAUUUUCACAGAAGAUGAACUCAAGAAGGCCACUAACAACUAUGACGAGAGCUUAAUCAUUGGUAGAGGAGGUUAUGGCAUAGUUUUCAAAGGAGUUCUACCAGAUAAACGGAUUGUUGCGAUCAAGAAAUCCAAAAUAGUAGAUAAGAGUCAAAUCGAGCAAUUCAUUAACGAGGUGGUUGUUCUGUCCCAAAUCAUUCAUAGAAAUGUGGUCAAACUCUUGGGAUGUUGUUUGGAAACUGAAGUUCCUUUACUAGUUUAUGAGUAUGUCAGCAAUGGUACCCUUCAUGAUUUGAUUCACAAUGGAGGCAAGGAAGAAAAUGUAACAUGGAAAACUCGUCUAAGGAUAGCAGCAGAGGCAGCUGGAGCUCUGUCUUAUCUGCACUCGGAUGCCUUUGUACCCAUUAUCCACAGAGAUGUAAAGGGUGCCAACAUUCUCUUAGAUGACACUUACAGAGCCAAAGUGUCAGAUUUUGGAGCUUCAAAAUUGGUUCCCCUUGACCAUGCUGAUAUAGCCACAAUGGUGCAGGGAACUCUUGGAUACUUAGACCCAGAGUAUAUGCAAUCACAACAUUUGACAGAGAAAAGUGAUGUAUAUAGCUUUGGGGUAGUGCUUGUAGAGCUGCUAACAGGGGAGAAACCUAUUUCUUUUGACAGGCCAGAAGAGAAAAGAAGCCUAGCUAUGCACUUUCUGUCUUGCUUGAAAGAGGACCGCAUGUUUGAUGUUGUUCAAGCCGGAAUCAUGAAUGAAGAAAAUAAGCAAGAGAUAAAGGAGGUUGCUGUUCUUGCAGCAAAGUGUUUGCGGCUUAAAGGCGAGGAAAGACCAAGCAUGAAGGAAGUGGCUAUGGAGUUAGAGGGAUUAAGGCUAAUGGAGAAGCACCCUUGGACAAAUAAAGAACAAGAUUUGGAGGAGACUCGAUACUUGCUUCACGAGGAAGCUUCAAACAUUUAUUAUGAAUGUGGUGAUAGCAGCAGCCUUCAGAAUACUGGGUAUGAUACCAGUAGGGAUCAUGUAGAGCUGGUUGCCUUGCAAGGUGGAAGAUGAUUAUGGCCUGGCAUUGUACAUGACAUAUUAAGGUUCUGUUACAACAUAUUGUAAUCUUAAAAUGCAAUCCUUUGUUUUUCGUUGAAUGUGUGUGAAACAUCCUAUCUUGUAUUUGCUAAGUACUUAAUAAUAAUCCAGCAGUUCAAUUUUU